AACGCCCCCGGAACUCAGGGGUCCUCGCGCGAAGGCUGAAGGGAGUGUAGCAGGCGGCAGAGAACCCGGCCGGCUGGAAUGCCUCGGUACGCGCAGCUAGUUAUGGGGCCUGCGGGCAGCGGGAAGAGCACCUACUGUUCCACCAUGGUUCAGCACUGUGAAGCCCUCAACCGCUCUGUCCAGGUGGUCAACCUGGACCCUGCAGCAGAGCACUUCAGCUACCCUGUGAUGGCUGACAUCCGGGAACUGAUCGAGGUGGACGAUGUGAUGGAGGAUGAUUCUCUGCGGUUUGGUCCCAAUGGAGGAUUGGUAUUCUGCAUGGAGUACUUUGCCAACAACUUUGACUGGCUGGAAAACUGCCUGGGACACGUUGAAGAUGAUUACAUCCUUUUUGACUGUCCAGGUCAGAUCGAGCUGUACACACAUCUGCCUGUGAUGAAGCAGCUGGUCCAGCAGCUUGAACAGUGGGAAUUUCGAGUGUGCGGAGUAUUCCUUGUUGAUUCUCAGUUCAUGGUGGAAUCUUUCAAGUUUAUUUCUGGCAUCCUGGCGGCUCUCAGUGCCAUGAUUUCUCUAGAAAUCCCACAAGUUAACAUCAUGACGAAGAUGGACCUGCUGAGUAAGAAAGCCAAAAAGGAAAUUGAGAAGUUUCUUGAUCCAGACAUGUACUCUCUGCUAGAAGAUUCAACAGGUGAUUUAAGAAGCCAAAAAUUCAAGAAAUUGACAGAAGCUGUGUGUGGCUUGAUCGACGACUACAGCAUGGUUCGGUUUCUGCCAUACGAUCAGUCAGACGAGGAGAGCAUGAACAUUGUGCUCCAGCACAUCGACUUUGCCAUUCAGUAUGGCGAGGACUUGGAGUUUAAGGAGCCAAAGGAACAGGAAGAAGAGUCUUCCUCCAUGUUUGAUGAGUAUUUUCAGGAACGGCAGAACGAGUGAGGUUGACUGCAUAGUGACCAUCUGAUUGUGGCUGUAGGAAUGCAUUUCUGGAGGAGGUGACUGGAAGCCGCUGCUUGUUUUAAUGUAAACAACACCGGACCCUCCCCGUAGUGAGCCUGGAUUGUGCUUGGAGCUUUGAAACCAUUACUUUCUUUUUCUUU
This is a messenger RNA of Microtus ochrogaster (prairie vole), 1094 nucleotides long. It is a transcript of the gene Gpn3, whose product is annotated as GPN-loop GTPase 3. Gene Ontology annotation, molecular function: GTPase activity. The record is from RefSeq and is a predicted model, not a curated record. NCBI's taxonomy places the organism in Eukaryota, Metazoa, Chordata, Mammalia, Rodentia, Cricetidae.